AGCUUCGAUCUAUUUCUCGCCACACUUUCCAAAGCCAAGGAGUAAAAACGAGACAAGCUAAUCCUUCAACCUAGGGCAACCGGCGGCAAGCUAAUCCUUCAACCUAGGGCAACCGGCGGCCGACGACUGGUGAUCGGCGAGCUAGAGACGGACCUUGAGCGAGGCGGACUAGUGCGACUCACGACGGACGGGAGGUGGUGCAGGACGAAGUCUGAUGGCUUCGGCCGGCUAAAGGCGGCGGCGCUGCGACGGACGAAGUCGGGCUUGGACUGCGGAGGGCAUCUUGUUGGUGGCGUUCAGGCCAUCCUCGGACGGCCUACGCGGGCCGCGCUUGGUGGCCGUCUUCUUGACCGCUGCUUCCGUAGCAGAGCUUGGUUCUCCCACCGGCGACGAGGCUUACGUCAACUAUCCGCCUUGCUCAACUUAGUAGUUUUCGUUGCUAAACUUUGUUUAUGGGUUGAUCGAUUUGAUUGAGUGAAGAUUAAAACAUUGUUGCUUGGGCUCUAUCCUUCCACCAUUGUCCUACUCUCAUAGUUUGGUAUGUUUAUAUUUUUUUUUUAGUUUGUGUAGUUAAUUAUCACUAUGUGUUUAAAUAGUGUGACCUUUUGACUAUAUAUAUAUAUAUGCACAUUGAAACUACGAGUAUAAUUUAGGUCGCUAAAUUAAAUCAAUGAAAAACGAUUGCUAUAAUGGAAUAUAAAUAAACAGGUUUAUGAUGGAUCGUAAUUGGAUGUAUGGACGGCGGAAUACUUCUCAAUUCCUGGAAGGUGUUAACGGCUUUAUAAAAGAUGAUGUGGCGCAUCAAAAGAAACAUGGACAUGAAGGAAUAUUUUGUCCUUGUUCAACCUGCCGUAACACACGAAAAGAAUUUGAUGUUAACGUCAUCCUCGAACACUUGUUUACAAAAGGGUUUCGAAGAGACUACACUGUUUGGAGUUUACAUGGUGAAACCCCGUUGAAUGAAAACAGUUUCAAUCCACCUGUUAGAACAAUCAACUUGAAGCGUAAAGCGGCCGAUGCUUUAAAUAGCUCAAGUACUAAUGAUGAUGUUGAUACAUUUGAUGAUAUCAAUAAUGAUCGCAUUGAAGAUCUCUUAAACAACGUGCAUGAAAAUUUUACAAAUCAACCAAAGUCCUUUGAGAGUUUAGUUGAAGCAGCAAGGGUACCGUUGUAUGAAGGUUCAGAUUUUACCAAAUUGUCUGCUGUGCUUAAGUUAUUUCAUUUGAAAGCAAAAUAUGGAUGGAGCAAUGUCAGUUUUACAGAGUUAUUGGCAUUGCUUGGAGAGAUGUUGCCCAAAGGAAACACACUUCCCGACACCACGUAUAAGGCUAAGAGAAUUUUGUGUCCAAUGGGAACUGAAUGGAAGAAGAUUCAUGCUUGUCCUUCCGAUUGUAUAUUAUAUCGGAAUGAGUAUGAAAACUUGAAUAAAUGUCCAAGAUAUCAUCGCUCACGAUACAAGAGAAAGAUUGCCACAAAUGGUGCUAGUGAAGGUGAAAAUACUAAUACACCGGCCAAAGUUUUAUGGUAUCUUCCGAUCAUUCCACGUUUUAAGAGACUCUUAUUUUAUUCAGAUCAGAUCAGAUCAGAAAAAUUCAGAUUAGAUCAGAUCAGAAAGAUUCUGAUCAGAUCAAAAGCAUUCAGAUCAAAUCAGAAAGAUUCAGAUCAGAUCAGACCAGAUCAGAAACAUUCAGAUCAAAUCAGAAAGAUUCAGAUCAGAUCAGACCAGAUCAGAAACAUUCAGAUCAGAUCAUAUCUGAAAAAUUCAAACAUAAUUUAUCACUUUUAUUAUUAUAUUAAUUGUAAUUUUUACUAUUAUAAUAUAUUUAUUGUUAAUGAUAUUAAUAAUAAUAUAUUAA
This is a messenger RNA of Cuscuta epithymum, 1856 nucleotides long. The record is from the annotation of a GenBank genome assembly. NCBI's taxonomy places the organism in Eukaryota, Viridiplantae, Streptophyta, Magnoliopsida, Solanales, Convolvulaceae.